UCUCACACCAAGAGAGAGAGAGAGAGAGAGAGAGAGAGAAGAGAGAGAGCUUCUCGGCCAUGGCGUCGCCACCGUGCGGGUGGUCGUGGAGUCCGAUUCGGCACUCGCCGAUGAAGUCGCCGUGCUAUUGCUCGUUCCGGGCGCACCUGCGACGCUUCGCUGCAUGCUCUUUGCGCGACUCUCCUCGUCCUCCUCCCAGCUCUUCAAAUGCGGCUAAGCCAGGUUCUCAAAUGCGCGAGGCUAAGGAAUUAGCUGCUUCGCGCUCGAGCCCGAAGCCUAAGGAGAAAAACCGACGCCGUCAUGCCUCCGGUUCGGACUUGGACGCGGACGUGUCCCAGGGGCGACAAUCUCUGAUUUCCAAGUCGCUGCUGGGAAAGCGGCCUCCGUGGCGGAGGAUGCUGUUCGCUUCCAAGAAGGUUCGGAGCAUCGUUUUGCUCAAUGUCGCAACUUUUAUUUACGCGACUAACAUUCCAGUUGUGAAAGAGGUCGAAUCAGUCAUGGAUCCUGCGGUUUUUAAUGUUGUCAGAUUUGCUGUUUCGGCGAUUCCAUUUGUCCCCAUGGUGAUUCAAUCUUGGGAUGAUGUACAGACGCGGAAUGCAGGAAUAGAGUUGGGGAUUUGGGUUAGUCUAGGAUAUCUUAUGCAAGCGCUUGGUCUACUCACAUCUGAUGCUGGUCGUGCAACAUUCCUGUCUAUGCUAACUAUUAUUGUGGUUCCAUUGCUCGAUGGUAUGCUAGGAGCAAUAAUUCCAACUCGCACAUGGUUUGGAGCUUUUAUGUCUGUUAUUGGUGUUGCAAUGCUGGAAUCUAGUGGAUCGCCUCCAUGUGUCGGAGAUCUAUUAAACUUCUUGAGUGCAAUAUUCUUUGGAAUCCAUCUGUUAAGAACUGAGCGCAUUUCCAGAGCGACAGAUAAAAGGAACUUUCUACCUCUGAUCGGACAUCAGGUUUGUUUACACCUUAUUCUGUUCAACAUUCUGCUUGUUUCUUGUUUAUAUAAACAAAUAGCUCUGAACUCUCAUCAGGUAUGUGUAAUUGCUAUUUCAUCAUCAUUGUGGUACUUCAUUGGAGGCUGGGUUGGUGGCAUCCAAGAAUUUGAUGCAUCGUCUUGGACAUGGCCAACUAUUAGGGAUUCUGUGGUUCAGUUUCCGUGGAUACCAGCACUUUACACAGGCAUAUUCUCAACUGGUUUGUGCCUUUGGGUAGAGAUGGCUGCUAUGUGUGAUGUGUCUGCCACUGAAACUGCUAUAAUUUAUGGGUUGGAACCAGUUUGGGGUGCAGGUUUUGCAUGGUUACUCCUUGGGGAAAGGUGGGGCAUCACUGGUUGGAUUGGCGCUGCACUAGUACUGGCUGGAAGCUUAACUGUGCAAAUAUGUGGCUCUUCACCUCCAUAUGAAUUGGAUGACGAUGAGGAAAUGAGUAAACAAAGCAGCUUAUCCUCUUCCCCAGUUGUUGUCAGUUCCAAGAAGGGUAUUCCUGACACGUUCAAGAAGUAAGAAGAGGUGUCAUUGAGGAAUUUUGUGACAUCCUUAGAAUGCAGAAUAUCAAUCUUAGUGAGUCCUGCUGAUGGAUGGUCGGCGGUGGUUCUACUGGUUUCUGCUAUUGUAUAUGAAUUUGAAGGUUGUUAUGUGUAUGUGUAUAUCUGUAUAUAUGAGGAGAUAUUAGGGCAGAAGAAUAUAGAUAAAUGCGCAGGUGCUGCCAUCCCUUUAUUUUAUUCUGAGGAUGGUCAUAUCACAAUGUAAUUGGAUAGUAAAGAUCUACAGUCAUUAUAAAGAGGAUAGAAAAUGAUCUACCUCUCGGCUCUGGA
Rhodamnia argentea is the source of this 1801-nucleotide messenger RNA. RefSeq lists its product as uncharacterized. Gene Ontology annotation, cellular component: membrane. The record is from RefSeq and is a predicted model, not a curated record. NCBI's taxonomy places the organism in Eukaryota, Viridiplantae, Streptophyta, Magnoliopsida, Myrtales, Myrtaceae. The coding region runs from base 60 to 1490 and encodes 476 amino acids. The transcript is spliced from 6 exons.